Loa loa (African eye worm) is the source of this 1572-nucleotide messenger RNA. Its product is annotated as 60S ribosomal protein L4. Bases 301 to 1485 code for a protein of 394 amino acids. Gene Ontology annotation, biological process: translation. The transcript is spliced from 5 exons. Gene Ontology annotation, cellular component: cytosolic large ribosomal subunit; ribosome. The record is from RefSeq and is a predicted model, not a curated record. NCBI's taxonomy places the organism in Eukaryota, Metazoa, Nematoda, Chromadorea, Rhabditida, Onchocercidae. Gene Ontology annotation, molecular function: structural constituent of ribosome; RNA binding.
AAAAAAAAAUUUAACGGCGCCAGUGUCAGUUACUAACUGCUAGGUUCAAAGCGUCGUUGGAAUGGAGAAUUCGUCGUGCUGUUUGUCUCUAACUACGUGUUUCGUAUAUUUAUUACUUAGUUAUUGGACGCGUGGGUUUGAAUAUUAUGCCGCAUACAUGAAAAAUUGUGUGUUCAGCGUGUUACUAGGGCAGUGAUAAGGACGGAAAGGAAGUUACUUUGGGUGGUGAUAAGUUUUGAUUGUUUAUUCUCACGUGCGAAGUUCAUCGAAGACUGUUUUUUAUUAUAUUAAAGAAGUGCUAUGACUGCACGCCCCUUGGUAACCAUUUACAAUGAUAAGAGCGAAGCGACUGAUAGUCAGAUCAAGCUACCGGGCGUUUUCCGUGCACCGUUACGUCCAGAUAUUGUUUCCUUUGUACACGACCAAAUAAGAAAAAAUAAACGUCAGCCGUACGCCGUCUCAAUUGAAGCUGGGCAUCAAACUUCGGCGGAAUCAUGGGGCACAGGUCGUGCGGUAGCUAGAAUCCCGCGUGUACGAGGUGGUGGUACGCAUCGUUCUGGACAGGGUGCAUUUGGUAACAUGUGCCGUGGCGGACGCAUGUUUGCACCAACUAAGGUAUUCCGACGUUGGCAUCGUCGUGUUAAUGUUGCACAAAAACGUUACGCGAUGGUUUCGGCUAUAGCUGCUUCGGGUGUUCCAGCUUUGGUGCAAGCCCGCGGACACAUCAUUGACCAAAUACCGGAAGUCCCAUUUGUUGUUGUUGAUAAGGUGGAAAGCUUCAAGAAGACAAAAGAAGCUGUUUCAUUUCUGCGUCGUUCACAUUUUUGGGCUGAUAUCGAGAAAGUUUAUAAUUCGAAACGUAACCGCGCUGGUAAAGGAAAAGGACGCAAUCGCCGUCACAAGGCUAAGUUGGGUCCCCUUAUAGUGUACAGUCAGGAUAACGGUAUCGUCAAAGCUUUCCGAAAUAUCCCGGGUGUUCACCUGCUUCCAGUUGACCACCUUAAUUUGUUGAAAGUUGCACCUGGUGGCCAUCUUGGACGUUUGAUCAUCUGGACGGAAUCUGCUUUCCGUAAGCUGGAUCUUAUCUAUGGAACAGAAACACGCAAAGCCGUUGCCAAGGCCAAGUUCGUCAUGCCUACAGCAAAAAUGGCAAAUGCUGACUUUUCACGACUGAUUCGCUCGGAGGAAAUUGUUAGGGCCAUUCGACAGAAAAAGAAAAACAGAUUUAAGGUUAGAGCGGCAAAAGUGCAUCGCAACCCGUUAAAAAAGUCCGCAAUCAUGGUCAAGUUGAAUCCAUAUGCAGCAGUACUGAAACGUACCACUAUUUUGACCAAUCGUAGACGACUUGGAACGCAACACCCAUUUGAGGAAAAGAUUCAGAUAUCACGUCGGAAGGCAUUUGAAAAAAAGGCUGCUCAGAAGACGGAAAAAAGGCUGCUCAAAAGACAGCGGCUGCAAAGUAAAAACAUAUUGGUUGUCAUAUAAUUUGUUAUACAUCGGAAUUUCGUUGGAUAAAUUUUCACGUAAAUGUUGGAGAGGUCAGCAAUUUAUAAUGUAUUCAUAAUAAAAUCA